Molecule: messenger RNA, 1623 nt
Organism: Fusarium mangiferae
Lineage: Eukaryota; Fungi; Ascomycota; Sordariomycetes; Hypocreales; Nectriaceae
Exons: 4
Coding region: 1-1623 (540 amino acids)
Biological process (GO): transmembrane transport
Molecular function (GO): transmembrane transporter activity
Source: RefSeq, a predicted model, not a curated record
AUGGAGGACCGCCCUUCCCACUCCGACUAUGAAGUCGUCCCUGGAACAGUCUAUCUCGUCACUCGACCAUCCUACAACACCAAUGAAAAUGGAGACAUUAUCCUUGUUCCGACUCCAUCUGACAGUCUGGGUGAUCCACUUCGGUGGUCAGUCUGGCGGAAGAGAUAUCAUCUAUUCUUGCUCGUCAUAUACAGCACUGUCAUGACUGCCCUCGGCAACUGGGAAAGUUCUGUUUAUGUCGAUAUUCAAGAUGCGCUUGGGACAUCUAUCAACCAACUCAACAUCGGUACUGCCUUGACACUACUGAUGCUUGGAGUUGGAAAUGUCUUUUUCACGCCUCUUUCUCAUAAGUUUGGUCGGCGCAUUGCAUACCUUUCCAGUUUGGCUGUAGUGAUCGGUUGCCAUAUCUGGCUUGCAUCUGCAAGAAACUCCGGUGACUUCAUCGGCGCUCACGUCCUCUUUGGACUAAGCCGUGCGCCAUACGAGGCUCUCGUUCCCAUCUCGAUCGCCGAUAUCUUCUUUGCUCAUGAGCGAGGUUUCGCCUUGGGUAUUUACGCCUUCGGUCUAUCAGCAGGCUCGUCAGUCGGUCCAAUUUGCUCUGGGUACAUGAUCGAAACUCUCGGUUGGCGUUGGGUAUAUUGGUGGGGUGCUAUCUUGUGUGGUGUGCUCUUUGUUGCUAUCUUCUUUACUCUGGAAGAAAGCAACUUCCCCAGAGAUUCGGAGCUACCUCAAGAUCCAGAGCAUGUAGCCCAAGAGUCUGUCUUGGAGGCCAUCCAACACGACGAUAAAGGAGAAAAGCAACUACAUUCCGCACUGACUAAUGGUAGUGUAUACAGAGUUGGCCAAGUCCUGGAGACAGACUCAUUUCGUCUUCAGUACCGCCCUUGGGUUGUUCUUCCAGGAACUUGGGGACAGUUUGUCAGGCAGGUCUAUCGACCUCUGCAACUAGCUUGGUUUCCAGCCAUUGUUUGGAGCGGUCUCGAGUACGGGGCUUGCGUAUCAUGGAUUACCGUCUUGGGAACCACUACAGCUUCCAUCUUGGGCUCAUCACCCUAUAACAUGAGCAAUGAGGCCUUGGGUCUGAUCUGGCUAUCCCCUCUUAUUGGAGGUCUCUUCGGAGCCUUGAUGGCGGGUCCUUUUAACGACAAGCUUGUCCUAUUCCUCACACGCCGAAACCGCGGCUGGUUCGAGCCAGAGUUCCGUCUCUGGGUUUUCAUCCCAAUGGCAUUCCUAAUGUCAGGUGGCCUCCUACUUUACGGCGUCGGCGCAGCUAAUUCGUUACCUUGGGUCGGGCCCGUUGUCGGCAUGGGGCUCGUUGGCUUUGGGUUGACUGUUGCAGCUGCGCUUACGAUGGCGUAUGUUGUUGACUGCUACAAGGAGGUUGAUGGUGAAGCCAUCACGACUGUUAUCUUGAUCAGAAACAUCAUUGGCUGUGCUAUGACGUUUGGUAUUCAACCUUGGAUUGACAGUAUGGGUGUGCAGGAUACCUUUAUCCUGGUUGGUUUCCUGUCAUUUAUCAUCACUGUAUUCGCAGGUGCAUUCAUCAUUUGGGGAAAGAAGUUUCGAUUCCUUACCAAGAUGGCAUAUCUAAGCUUCGCGGGAACUUCCUCUGGGGCAAACUAA